This is a messenger RNA of Acaromyces ingoldii, 689 nucleotides long. Its product is annotated as DUF1783-domain-containing protein. Gene Ontology annotation, biological process: mitochondrial respiratory chain complex IV assembly. The record is from RefSeq and is a predicted model, not a curated record. The transcript has 2 exons. The coding region runs from base 17 to 628 and encodes 203 amino acids. Gene Ontology annotation, cellular component: mitochondrial inner membrane. Lineage: Eukaryota; Fungi; Basidiomycota; Exobasidiomycetes; Exobasidiales; Cryptobasidiaceae.
AGCGAUGAUCACCAGCAUGUCGACACUCCGUAUCGGCCUGGGCCCCCGUCUGCCCAGCUUGCCCCGCGGAAGAGCGCAGGCGGUAUCGGCAGGGAGACGCUCGGCGUCGACCUCUGCACCGAGAGUGCGGCCCCAAACCUCCCCGCCACCAUCGCGCCCUUUUGCGCGGACACGGCCGCCGCUUCCCGUCGUACGCUCCUUCUACCGGCCCGCCAUUGUCCUCUCACUCCUCCUGACCUUGGGCACAUGGUCUGCGUUCACGCUGCAUGCCACCAACAAGGAGCGGCUCUCGUCGUCGGUCGUCAAGAACAUCCUCGAUCGGAUUCGGCAGGACGACGACAUCGAGCGGCUCAUGGGCACUGGGGUUCAGCUGGAACGGAGCACAUACCUGAUGGGCGAUCCGUGGAUCCGGGGAAACAUCAACAUGAUGCAGGGCAGAGUCGACAUCAAGUUCAGGCUCAAGGGGCAGAAAGACUCAGGCACAGCCUACUUUACUUCGAUCAGGAGGGACCAGGCGACGUCGUUUGAGACGCUCCGCUUCCUCGUCGUGCUCGACUCCACAAACGACACCAUCUCCCUUCUCGAUCCCAUCCAGCACGGUUCCCAGCGCGACGUCUCGGUGACAUAGAAGAACAAUUUGUAUUAUCUGUCUUGUUUCCAAUGAAAGCAACAAUCAUCUCUCUCUCUCC